AUGUCUACACAAAAAGCAGUCGUCCACAAGUCAGAGGGCGUAGCUGAGUUGCGGACUGAUGUGCCCCUUCCCAAGCUCCCGGGGGAUGAUUGGAUUCUCGUCAAAACCAAAGCCGUGGCUUUAAACCCGACUGACUGGAAAAACAUCGACAAAGCCACAGCGCCAGGCGCCAUCGCUGGUUGUGACUAUGCAGGUGUUGUCGAGGAAGUAGGUAAAGGUGUUACCAAGUUGAAAGUCGGUGACCGGGUCGCGGGUUUCGCUCGAGGAGGCGACCCGGCUGACCACUCCAACGGCACAUUCGCCGAGCACAUCAAGGCCAAAUCUGGUAUUCAACUCAGGAUUCCCGACAACAUCUCUUUCGAAUCUGCUGCGACCCUUGGCGUAGGCAUCUCCACUGUGGGGCAAGGCUUGUAUCAAGAACUCGCCUUGCCAUUCCCUCCAGAAAAGGUCAAAGAACCAACACCCAUUCUCAUCUAUGGGGCCUCAACUGCAACUGGUACCCUGGCUGUGCAGUAUGCCAAACUCACAGGCUGCGAAGUCUUUGCCACAGCAUCACCGCACAAUUUUGACCUUGUGCGUAAGCUCGGGGCUGACCAUGUGUUCGACUACAAGGACCCAGAGUGUGGCGACAAGAUUCGGAAAGCGACCAACGACAAGCUCAAGCUUGUGUUCGAUUGCAUCGCAGAGGGUAGCUCGCCCGAUAUCAUUGCCAAGGCCAUUAGCUCAUCGGGCGGCCAUGUGUCGACUCUCCUGCCUGUGAAGAGCUUCGGGAGGGAGGACGUGAAGCACAGUUUUACUUUUGCAUACACUUCCCUGGGUGAGAAAUACAAUGACCGAUUCCCGGCGAGCCAAGAGGACUACGAGUUUGGCAAGAAAUUCUGGGCUCAAGCGGAAGAUCUCAUCAAUAGCGGUAAGAUCAAGACACAUCCCACCGAGGUUCGCAAGGGGCUGGAGGGCGUGCCACAAGGAUUGCAUGAUUUGAAGAAUGGGAAAGUGUCGGGUGUCAAGCUCGUGUACACGGUCGAGUGA
Messenger RNA from Plenodomus lingam JN3, 1029 nucleotides. RefSeq lists its product as uncharacterized. Gene Ontology annotation, molecular function: oxidoreductase activity, acting on NAD(P)H. The record is from RefSeq and is a predicted model, not a curated record. Lineage: Eukaryota; Fungi; Ascomycota; Dothideomycetes; Pleosporales; Leptosphaeriaceae.